Molecule: messenger RNA, 852 nt
Organism: Dendronephthya gigantea
Lineage: Eukaryota; Metazoa; Cnidaria; Anthozoa; Malacalcyonacea; Nephtheidae
Product: ATP-dependent DNA helicase PIF1-like
Exons: 1
Coding region: 1-852 (283 amino acids)
Molecular function (GO): ATP binding
Source: RefSeq, a predicted model, not a curated record
AUGAGGCAAAAAAACGAUAAGGCAUUUACUGAGCUUCUCAAUAGAGUAAGAACAGCUUCUCAUACUGAGGAUGAUAUUAAAGUUAUUCAAUCAAGAAGAGUUUCGCCAUCUGAUCCCAACUAUCCAUCAGAUGCACUUCAUAUUUGGGCUGAAAAUUCUCCUGUUAAUGAACACAACCAAAUGAAACUGGAACCCAUUCAAACACCGCUAUAUGUACUUAAAGCAAAAGAUCAGUAUCCACCAAAUGUUAGUAAACAAGAUAUUGAUAAAGUUUUAUCAAGAGGACGAUCUGAAACAUGUGGUCUUGAUGCCGAAAUUCAAAUUAAAGAAGGCACCAGAAUAAUGCUUACUACAAAUAUCAAUAUACAAGAUCGACUUAUCAAUGGGCAAAUGGGAACUGUAGUAAAAAUUGAUGCUAACAUUAAUAAUGUACCAACAGUUGUAUAUGAAAAAUUUGAUGACGAGAAAGCUGGAAAAACAACAAUAAAUACAAGUACCAAUCCUUUUGCUAGAGAAAAUCACGUUGUACCAAUUCAGCCUGUUCUUGCAAAGAUUAAAGUUAGACCAGGUAAAGCAUCUUCACCUGAAAUUCAGAGAAUACAAUUUCCCAUAGCACUCUCUUGGGCUUGUACUGUCCAUAAAGUGCAGGGACUUACUCUUGAAAAUGUUGUUUUCAGUUUGGACUUAAAGAAGCAAAGAUCUUUCAACUAUGGACAAAUUUAUGUAGCGUUAAGCCGUGCAACAUCCUUAAAAGGUUUACACAUACUCGGAGAAAUACAAAGUAAACAUAUCAAGGCAAAUCCCAAAGUACAUGAAGAAUACGAAAGACUUCGAAACUCCAGUUCAUGUUAA